This is a messenger RNA of Anopheles marshallii, 714 nucleotides long. Its product is annotated as protein ILRUN. Gene Ontology annotation, biological process: macroautophagy. The transcript has 6 exons. NCBI's taxonomy places the organism in Eukaryota, Metazoa, Arthropoda, Insecta, Diptera, Culicidae. Gene Ontology annotation, cellular component: phagophore assembly site. Gene Ontology annotation, molecular function: ubiquitin binding. Bases 1 to 714 code for a protein of 237 amino acids. The record is from RefSeq and is a predicted model, not a curated record.
AUGGAUCAUACGGACCAGAACGCAUCAAAUCAACUGCCAGACGAUAUAGAGCAAAAUUUUCUCACCCAGUUCAGCUCAAUGGUCACCACUGACAAGGAAGAGCUCAUCCAACAGUUUCAAUCGAUUGGAGAGAACGUAAACUACUCGACGGCAACAUUUUUCCUCGAUAUGACCAACUGGAACCUUCAAGCGGCUGUGGGAUGUUAUUUUGACUUUAUGUCCCAAAACCGACAACCAUCCAUGAAGCUGCUGGACGAUAUUACGGUAGGAAAGGGCGAAAAAAUCACACCCAGCACAGCAAUAAAGCUUACCUGGCUACUGCAAAACAAUGGCGAUGUCGCGUGGCCGUACGGUUCGUACGUCAGCUUACGUCGAAACCCAGCCAUGAUGGAGGAAAAUUUUCCGUUGUCGUACGAGGACUUGAAAUACUUCGUACCUUCCUUGCCUCCGAAUGAUACAGUGUCCGUAUCAGUGCAGCUCGUCAGUCCAUCGACGGAAGGGUUCUUCGAGACUGUAUGGUCCAUUUACGCUCCCAACGGGACCAGUUUUGGAGAAAACAUCACAUCCCGGAUUGAAGUAAGCCUGGAUGGAACGAUGGCUGUAACGCAACAGUUUUCCAACCUUCAAACAAAUUCCACCGGCGACCUUAACCCGCAGGAAAACACAACAGAGUCACAGUCGAACCUGCUUGACGAUAGUGAAAUGUGGGGAUAG